This is a messenger RNA of Chaetomium strumarium, 1894 nucleotides long. Its product is annotated as Metallo-dependent phosphatase-like protein. The record is from RefSeq and is a predicted model, not a curated record. Gene Ontology annotation, molecular function: phosphoprotein phosphatase activity. Bases 149 to 1846 code for a protein of 565 amino acids. Gene Ontology annotation, cellular component: cytoplasm. The transcript has 4 exons. NCBI's taxonomy places the organism in Eukaryota, Fungi, Ascomycota, Sordariomycetes, Sordariales, Chaetomiaceae.
CAACCGAGACGAGGCGAGACGGGUAUCCGCAUACCCUACAUCGGAUUGCACGACUCGGGUUAGAAGGAGGGAGGCGGUAGAUGCUCGGCACUAUCCUUGCAAAGUCGAAGGGCGAUUGUUCUCGCGUCCCUUACACUUCUCUCUCACCAUGACGCGACGAAUUGUCCGCACAGUCGUGCAAACCACCACGGCCGCCUUCUUCACCUUCGUCAUCAUCUUCUUCCUCGACCGAAACUUCCGCGUCCUCCCCAACGCCAUACACGAGUACCUCCCCACGCACCACGCCGGCACCGUCAUCACCGACAUCACGCUGACGAAAUGCUCGUCCAUCAACCUGUUCUCGUCCUGCAACCUCGACCCGGCCCGCUGGCACCGCAUCGAGAAGGACCUGCACCUCCGCAGGAGCUUGUUCUCGUCGGCCUACCUGCACGUGGAGCGCAAGCGGGAGGAGGAGCUGACGGCCGAGGACAAGGUCGUCAUCGACGUGAGCGUGGGCAGGUUGAACCCAGGGCUGGCGGGGAUCAAGGAUCAUCAUGGACAUGACAGGAGGACCGGGGAUCAUAUCAAGGAGAGCGGGGAAGAGAAGUGGGAGGCACGGCCAGGCGGUCUGUGGAUCAAGAGAAGCAACAAGCGCGGGGUGAGCGACUCCAAGAGCGCGGUGACUGGAGUGGAUGUGCUGUUUGGCGAUGACGCGGUCGAGGCGAGGCCUGGCUGGAGGAUCACGGGCACGCCGUUGCUGGUCGAUGCUGGGUCUGGUGUCCCUGCCGCGCACGUCACCAUUCGGAGAGGGCCUGAGGAGAAGCCGUACCAGCCUGCUCCCAGGAUUGGCGAGAACGGGAGAUUCAAGAUCAUGCAGCUGGCAGAUCUGCAUCUGAGCACGGGGGUGGGGCAUUGCCGGGAUGCCUUGCCGGAGGACUGGAACGGCGGGAAGUGUGAGGCGGAUCCGAGGACGUUGGAUUUCGUCGUCAAGAUUCUGAAGGAGGAGAGACCGAAUCUGGUGGUCCUUAGCGGGGACCAGGUGAACGGGGAGACUGCGCCAGAUGCGCAGACGGCAAUAUUCAAGUACGCGCAGCUCCUCAUCGAGCACAAGAUCCCCUACGUCUCCAUCUUCGGCAACCAUGACGAUGAGGGAUCCAUGUCUCGCGCAGCACAGAUGGAGCUGAUUGAGACGCUGCCCUACUCCCUGUCCAAGGCCGGGCCGGUUGACGUCGACGGGGUGGGCAACUACUACAUCGAGGUCCUGGCCCGCGGCAGCUCGGGCCACUCGGCUAUCACGGUGUACCUGCUCGACACGCACUCGUACUCGCCCAACGAGCGCAAGUACCCCGGCUAUGACUGGAUCAAGAAGAGCCAAAUCGACUGGUUCCGCAGCACGGCCCAGGGUCUCAAGAAGAAGCACAAGGAGUACACGCACCACCACAUGGACGUCGCCUUCAUCCACAUCCCCAUCCCGGAGUAUGUGUUGCCAAACCUGACGCUCGUGGGCGAGUGGAAGGAGCCGAGCACGGCGCCGGCUUAUAAUUCGGGAUUUUACAACGCCCUGGUAGACGAGGGUGUCGUCAUGGUCAGCUGUGGGCACGACCACGUGAACGAGUACUGCGGCCUGUCGCCGCGAGAGGACGGGAAGCCGGCGCUAUGGAUGUGCUACGGCGGCGCCACCGGGUUCGGCGGGUAUGCCGGGUACGGCGGCUUCCACCGCAAGAUCCGCAUCUUCGACUUCGACAUGAAUGAGGCGCGCAUCACCACCUGGAAGCGUGUCGAGUACGGGCCGGACGUGAAUAACAGGAUCGACCAGCUGAUUCUUGUCGACGCGGGGAAGGUCGUGGCGUCUAUACAGGAAGUGUAGGUAGAAUUACCUAUCCGUGGCUGGACGUUAGAUGCAAUGACAUGAAAA